Molecule: messenger RNA, 2505 nt
Organism: Chanos chanos (milkfish)
Lineage: Eukaryota; Metazoa; Chordata; Actinopteri; Gonorynchiformes; Chanidae
Gene: cdh26.1
Product: cadherin 26, tandem duplicate 1
Exons: 19
Coding region: 1-2505 (834 amino acids)
Biological process (GO): cell-cell adhesion mediated by cadherin; cell morphogenesis; cell migration
Cellular component (GO): adherens junction; catenin complex; plasma membrane
Molecular function (GO): beta-catenin binding; cadherin binding; calcium ion binding
Source: RefSeq, a predicted model, not a curated record
AUGGCAAAAGGUCAGCUGGUUGCUACAGCGGUUUCAUUUGUCCAAAACAGCAGCUAUGAGAUCAACAACCGAGAGAGGAGGGACUUACUGAUUAGGUCAAAAAGAAGAUGGGUCCUAUCUACUAUUGAACUGGUUGAAGAGGACUCUGGACCUUUCCCAAAACCGCUUACACGGAUGUUCAACGACAAAGAAAAUCUUUAUAACCUGAAGUUCAGCAUCAGUGGCCAGGGGGUGACUGAACAUCCUUUAAAUUUGUUCAGCAUUAAUGACAGGACUGGUGAAGUGUAUGUCCAUGACACAAUUGACCGAGAAAACACCCCAAACUUCCACGUGAUGUUUGACGUGAUAGACAGAGCAACAAAUGAAUAUGUGGACAAGACUCUGGCUUUUGAUGUGGCUGUUGUGGACAUUAAUGACAAUCCUCCUGAGUUUAAACCACCCAUUUUACAUGCAACGGUUGAGGAGAACAUAAAAGAAGGUUUACUGCCUGUGUCUCUGGUUGUUCAUGAUAAUGAUGAGCCAGAAAAUGACAACUCCCGUAUCUCUCUGAGACUGGUAUCCCAAGAACCAAGCUCUCCCAAAAUCUCACUGCAGCACAUGGAGGACAGCAAGUCUACAGUAGAACAGAUUGUCUUCACUGGAUGCUUUGACUAUGAUAAAGCAAAAACAUAUAAGGUGCUUGUUGAAGCAAAGGAUCAUGGGACCCCCUCACUCUCCUCAACUGCAACUAUAACCCUUGACAUCUUAGACUCCAACUCUCACCAACCAGAAUUCAUCCAAAAAUCGUACACAGCUCAGGUGGUAGAGCUGACAACCAACCAGGAGAUUUUAAGAGUAGGCGUGACUGAUAAGGACACACCCAACACCCCUGCUUCAAAGGCGAUAUACACCAUUGUCAGAGGCAAUGAGGGUGGGAACUAUAAGAUAGAAACAGAUCCUGAGACCAACGAAGGGGUGUUGACUGUUAUACAGGCAAAAGAUUAUGAAACAACCACAAUAGCUCAACUAGAGAUUUCUGUACAAAAUGUGGAGCCUCUGUUUGUCUGCCAAGACGGUAAGCCAGGCGGAGCAAGCCCAGCCCCUAACAGCGUCCUCGUAAAUGUAACAGUAAUUGAUAUCAAUGACCCACCUAAGUUUGAGAAGGAGGUGCAUAAAGUAUACCUGAGAGAGGAGACAGAGCAUGGACAGCCGUUGUACAUCCCAAAGGUCUCAGAUGAGGACUCCGAUGUUAAUAAGAUCAGAUAUGAGUUAGUGCAGGACCCUGCGAACUGGGUUACCAUUGACAAGAAGACUGGAGUGGUUACAGCUGUGAAAAAGAUGGACCGCGAGUCACCAUUUGUAAAGGAUAGCAUUUACACUGUUGUUAUUGCUGCCAUUGAUGACGGGGAGCCUCCUGCAACAUCAAGCAGCACAGUCCUUGUCCAUCUGGGUGACCAGAAUGACAACAAGCCUCAUUUGGUGACCGACAAACUGAUCAUGUGUGGGAAUAAAGCUAACAGCGUGAACCUGAUGGCGGCAGAUCCAGACGAGCCUCCGUAUGGUGGACCCUUCAGUUUUACCAUCGCUGGAAAAGAUGAAGAACUGCAGAUGUGGAGGUUGGAUCCCAGCAUAGGUUUUAAUGCCACACUGAUCAGCCUACAGAGUCUGGCCUAUGGGAACUAUUCUAUACCCCUGAUAAUAGAGGAUCAACAGGGCUCUAAAGAUGAGAGUACACUUCAUCUGACUGUGUGUGACUGUGGUGGGGGAGAUGCAUGUCGUGGACGCAUGCCCAAAUCCACCAGAUUGGGUGGAGCUGGGAUUGGCACCUUGAUUGCUGGAUUGCUUCUUCUUGCAUUGAUCCUCUGUUUAUGCUUCCUGUGUGAGUGCAGAAGGAGUUUCAAGCACAUACCAAUCAACCUACAGGAUGAAGGCAAUCAAACCCUCAUCAAGUAUAAUGAGGAAGGAGGAAGCUCUAUCAGCAGGGCUGAACCCAGUAUAAUGAUGACAUCCAGCAAUAGUUUUGCAGUUAAGGACAUAAUGACACAAGAUGUCAUGCCGGGGUAUGCCAGUGCAUUUCAGCAUAGUGGCAGUCGAGAGCUAAAUGGUACAAUACGGGCCCAAGGAAGACCACUGAUGUCCUCAGGAGGGUUCCAGCAACUGACCGAGAGCAGUGCAACAUUAAUGAGUCAGGGCCAAGGCAUGGGAUUUCCUACCUGGGUACGGAGCAACACCCUCAGGAAUGGAUUUGCUAGGGCCUCCAAGUCUGUGAACAUGGUGUCAGACCAGUAUAUUGCUGAUCACAUUGACAGACGAGUCUGUGAGCUUGAUCUGUACCAGCUCGACACUGGACAUCUCCCUCAUGAAUACGCCUAUGAGGGGAGAGGCAGCAAAUGCCAGUCACUGGAUGAAUUAUCUCUAAGCCACUUUGGAGAUGAUCUGACCUUCAUGCAGAACUUGGGGCCAAAGUUCAGCACCCUUGGUGGGAUAUGUCAACAAGCCAUUGAGGAGAAAAAACUGAAGAAAUGA